Molecule: messenger RNA, 2050 nt
Organism: Pseudophryne corroboree (corroboree frog)
Lineage: Eukaryota; Metazoa; Chordata; Amphibia; Anura; Myobatrachidae
Gene: RMDN2
Product: regulator of microtubule dynamics 2
Exons: 11
Coding region: 457-1692 (411 amino acids)
Cellular component (GO): mitotic spindle pole; cytoplasm; spindle microtubule
Molecular function (GO): microtubule binding
Source: RefSeq, a predicted model, not a curated record
CUCUCCCGGAACUAACGUUAUUUUGUCCUACAUAGCAACCGAGUCCUCUGCCUUGCACACACAGAGGUGUCAAAUACAGCCUGCUGGUGUGAAAGCCGUAGAGGUUGGGUUUCCAAAAGGCUUUGAAGUUUGGUGGUGACUUUGGACUUUGAAAAGUGAGAUGCUGUGUUUCGCAGAACUCGGAUUCAUGUCUUUCCUACGACGAUUGCGUUCUUGAUGGCAGCCUUCAUUAGCAGAACGUUAUCUCAUGAUAGAAGGUUGUGUAAUAAAUUUAGUAAGGGAAGAAUGUAGCCUUCUACUCUGAACUUUGUCAUUCCAAAGCUGCCUGCUUGCUGAUAAAACCAUCACGAUAAAAAUCAUUAGAGUUUGCUUAGUUCUUAGUUGCAUUUAACAUGAGCAAUAGGUUUAAUUUCUCGUAGUAAUGAAUGAAGAAUAAAAACCACAGUUUAAAGAAAAAUGGUUCAACCAGAGAACAGAGGCUUAUUUUUGGGAGUACUUGCUGGAGCUGCAGGAGUGAGUAUUGCAUGGCUGUGCUGGAGUAAGUAUGGAAAACAUGACUACUUUCCUAGCUUGCUUGAGAAGUUGCCGUCAAGUAGAGAUAACCAAAUUCAGCACAACCAAGGGGCAGUCACUAUCCUGCAAGCUCGUCAAUUACAGAUUCUGGAAAAACUGGGAACCCUUUUGAAAAAUGUAGAGGAGCUCAAGGAGGAGGUGAAAUUUUUAAAAGAAAGUAUUCCAAAAUUGGAAGAACAAAUUAGGGAUGAGCUAAGAGGAAAGACUGAUACUCGCAAGAUCAGUCCUCAGCACAGGACUCCGAAAAGAAAGAAAAGUGAAGCCAGCAAGGGGGAAGGUGACUACCCCAGCUCUGAGGAUGCAGAGAGUGAAGGAGGAUACAUCACUGCUCAGACUGACACAGAAGUAGAAUCAGAAGAUGAGCCGGGAGUGGGAAAUGUCCGAUCUGAAAAUGCUAAAGUCAUAAAGGAGGAAUCUGAACUGCUCUCUCUUCUCCAGCGGGCAGAUUCCAGCCAUAGCGGCUCAGACUCAGAGAAGCAUGAAGUGUUUAGGAUGAUGCUUAAUAAGCAGGAAAAGUAUGGAAACAAAGUGGAGUUCUUGUGGAGACUGGCACGGGCGUACAGCGACAUGUUUUUUCUUACCUCUAAUUCAGAAGAAAAGAAGGGUUAUGCUUCCAAUGGAAAAAAUGUUGCUGGGAAGGCAAUCCAAUUAGAUGACUCUAGUGCUGGUAGCCACAGAUGGUAUGCAAUAAUGUGCGGCUAUAUGUCUGAAUUCGACAGUGUACAGAAUAAAAUCAAGAAUGGCUAUCUGUUUAAGGAGCAUCUGGACAAAGCAAUAGAACUUCACCCACAGGACCCUCUUCAGUACUACCUCUUAGGCAGAUGGUGCUAUGCUGUUUCUCAGUUGUCCUGGAUUGAGAGAAAAGUUGCUGCUACUCUUUUCGGAAAUCCUCCCACUGCAACAGUACAAGAUGCCUUGCAGAAUUUUCUUAAGGCUGAAGAGAUGCAUCCUGGUUACUCCAAAUACAACUAUGUUUUUCUGGCAAAGUGCUAUAAAGAUCUUGGACAGAAACCUCUUGCUUUGAAGCACUGUGAUGAUGCAUCAGCAAUGCCAUCGGUUACUAAAGAGGAUAUUGAUGCCGAGAAAGAUUUGGAGGUCUUAAUUGCAUCUCUGAAGUAGUAAUAAGAACACAUUCCAACUAACAAUUGUCGAACUAAAUACUUUUUUUAUUACAUUGAAAAUAACCAUUGCCAUUAAACACAAAACAAUUGUAAGACAUUAAUUUCUAAUAACAAUUAUUAAACAUAAUUCUAAAAAUAUAAUAUUGAAGUAGCUCUAGCGAUUGUAUGACUAAGUACUGUAAUGUGAUGAUGCCUGCAUGCAUACAAUAUUACCUCCAAGAUUUUACUCUGAAAUACGAUUGUACAUAUUAGUAUAUUUUAUAAAGAAAGAAAAUAAGGACAAUGAACUAGAUAAGCAAUACUUAGAACUUGUAUUGGUUCUAGUAAUAAAAAAUAAAAUCAUAUUUUGGUUUAAA